Solea senegalensis (Senegalese sole) is the source of this 10140-nucleotide messenger RNA. RefSeq names its product WDFY family member 4 (gene wdfy4). The coding region runs from base 229 to 9909 and encodes 3226 amino acids. Gene Ontology annotation, molecular function: protein binding. The record is from RefSeq and is a predicted model, not a curated record. The transcript has 64 exons. Lineage: Eukaryota; Metazoa; Chordata; Actinopteri; Pleuronectiformes; Soleidae.
GGCCAGCUGAUUUAAGUUGCUCUGCUUGUUCAAAGUUCAGUCCGCUUGCUGCAGAUUAGUAAGCAGUGGGUAGUUUUACAGAAGUGUCCACACAGCAGGCGUUAGUCAUGUCUUAGCAGGCCUCUGCUUGUCUUUUUCUCCUGACAUGGAAACAGAGAAAGACCACAUUUGAGCUUAAGCAAUAACAAUCCAGGUGACAGUUUCCUCACUGAGCCAAGAAACUCCAGGAUGGCUCUCACACAACUACAGGACCAGACUGUGAAAGGGGAGAGGAUCAAUAAGGAAACUGGGGAGCUGAGUGCUUCAGGGGAGUUAUCUAUCUCUGUGGAGGUGAAGAAGCAGAAAGUGGAGAGCUCUUGCAGGAACAUUCAACUCUCACAGGAGCUGAAAGAACAGAUACAGGAACUUGGAAUCCACUCAUGCACAGACCACAGACCUGAUAUUCCUAUAGAGCAGAGGGAGAAGCAUCUAGUUAAAGUCUUACCUAUCUACAUACAGGCCUGUGAGGAUGGUGGCAGACUUGAAGGUUUGGAUGUAAAGGGGCUUGCAGCUCUCACUGCAGACACUGUCAUCUUUAACAUCCACAGCAGACUGGCAGAAAGACCAGCAGAGGCGGCACGUGAAGAAGUGGUGCAGUUCUUUCAGAGGCUGGAUGAGGACAGAAAGUGUGAAAUAGGAGAAAGUCCAGGGUGGCUGCUGUUAAAGUCACUUCUGCUGCUGACAGCUGAUACAUCCGAUAUAUUGUUGUGUAUAAAUCCAGGUCUCCCUGUGGCUUUGGUGAAAUGUCUAUACCUGCUCGUGUGCCUUCCAGCUAAACAGGAGAACACAGCCAUAGAAGAGACCUUUCAGGAGCCACUAACACAGGUUCUCCUCCAGCUCUGUCGGCAGCCAGUCAAUGUGGAGAGGCUGGUGGAAACUCAGGAGUUACAGUGUCUCAUUAUCGGCCUCACGUCAUUAUGGGAUCAGACCAGCGCCUCCUGGAGACACCAGGCCUCCCGCGUUUUAAAGGCAGUGUCCGCUGUAGCAACAAGCAACACUGUCCCGAGCUUGCUAGGCAAGAAUUGUGUGCGUAUCUGCAUCCAGAACCUGUUGCACAUCCGCACAGACGUCUCAGGACUGCUGCUUGCUGAAGUGGCCGUGGCCGUGUUCAGCUUCAUUAGAGACACCUAUCCCCUCAAUGCAGCCCUCUUUGUGGAGUUUGACACCAACAGUGGCUACCGGGCCCUUGAGAACAUCCUAAAACGCUGUGAGGAAUGUGUGUCCGUGGACCAUUUCCAGCCUGUGGAGGAGUUACUGGCUCUCAUUGCAUCGUUUACUCUACUUGGAAAAACUGAACUUAAAGUGGCUCUUUGUGUCACCAACCCACAGCCUCCAAGCUUCAAGUUUGAUCCACCACUCACCAAAGGCUCAGCAGUAAAGAACCUGCAGGCCUUCCACUUGCUGCAGGCCUCCUUGCUGCGUUCCCAAGAUUCUCUGCUGUGCUGCCAGCUCCUUCGCACCCUGCAGAUAAUAUGGGAGAGCGAUCCUGCCAAUUUCUUCCUCCUGGAGUGGACCGUCCAGUCAAUGGCCCAGGUGGCUGCCUGCGUGUGGAAUAAACCAGCGCCUGUCCAAGAACUUUUCUUUUCUCAGCUAGAGAUGGUCGUAUUUAAGCUGAAUUACAUCCCUCAUGAGACCUUACGUGCAGUACUGGGUGUGCUGAAACAGAUUUGGGCUGGGACACUGGCUGGAGGACUGGUGGGGAUAAAUUUUGGAGUGUUGGCUCUUAAAUGUUUUCACAGGAUGACAGUACACAGUGGUAUGCUAGCUGAGGUGUUGAGUGAUUGGCGUCUUCUGGAGAUGCUGCUCGGAGAACUGCGUAGAAGAGCUAAAAUCCUCAGGAAGGCUGGAGUUGUCUCUUCCUCUCAAAUAAAGUCCGAGCACCAGCCAUGUGUGGAAGACAGUGAUCAUUUGCUCACUGCCUGUAUGCUUAAAGUUGUGUCAAGCCUUACUUUGCGUUCCAUUAAAAACACAGUUUCAGUGCGAGACCUUGGUAUGGUUCCCUACAUAAAGAUCUUCUUGGAUGAGGAUCAGUACAGGGGUCCCACACUGAGCAUUCUGGAGCAACUCGCUGAGAUUAACCCUGAAGAGUUCAUGAGUACAGCCAUAGGUGCAAUCUGCUCCUCAACACAGCAGGAACUUGGGUUGAAGUGGGACCUCUUGCAGUCUGUGCGGAAGGUACUGGACAGUCCCAACAGCUGGGAUGCCUUCAGGAGAGCAGGAGGCUUCACUGGACUACUGUCUCUGGUGAUCGACAUGGAAGGAGCCCUGUCUGACCCUCCACAGAGAGAACUGUGGAAGUCGAUUGAACAUCAACAGCUGCUGGACCUCCUCCUCCUCGCUCUUCACACCUUGUCCUUGGCUGUGCAUCUCCACGCAGUAAAUGCACAUUAUUUCGAGACUGGUGGCUUUUAUGAAAGGCUGGCAGAUGCUCUGCUCCAGCUCGGCUGCUUUGAUAGCAACAGCCCGGAGAAAGAGAAAUGGGAUAGGGAGCAGGACUCCUGUCCUAACACUUCAGUGGACAACCAGGCUCCUGGAAAGAGCUUCCAUCAGUAUGUUGACUUAGCAGAGGCCAGUGAAUCUCCCUCCUCCUCACCUGAGCACUGUCUGCCUGUCACUCUUCGGACAUGUAUCAAAUUGCUCUCCUUUCUUGACCAGUUUGCGUCAGGUGCUUGCCCUCAUCAGGAGUUAAACUUGGUACUAGAGCUUGAGGAUGGGUAUGGACCAGAUAAAGACAAAUUGAAUGGAACUGUAAAACAUGAAGGCGUAUUUUCAGGGUCCCCUCCUGUCCACCUAGGAUCAGCCUCACAGACAGUGCUGGACACACAGGGAGGAUCCAGAAGUACAGCACCUAGUAUUUCUACAGUCUACAGAGAAUCUCAGAACAGGUUCUCAUGCAAUCAUGUUAUUCUUCAUCCAGGAGCAAUCCGAGUUGUAAUGACUCUCCUCCCAACAUUGUUUACACCCAAGGACCCACAGCUCUCUAUGGAGGUUCAGUUCUCGCUGGCACACCAUGUCCAGGCUAUGGUCAAAACUGAGCAAAACCGGCAGAUAAUGUGUGAGGGAGGGCUGGUGUCCACACUUUUGUCCCACUGUCGUCACAUGUUGCUGACUCCAAAGCACCCAUUACAUCUACCUAUUACACGAAUCUUAGAAAAGCUCUCCUCUCAGGCCAUCACACAUUCAGACUUCAGAAAGUUCCUGUGUUUACAUGACCCUCUAAUGUGCUUGACAGACCAAACACAAUUGCUGUCCCGUCCAGCUCCUGCAUCAAAUGCAGGUCACUGCAGGACGGCAGAAGCCUCAGUGGGAACAGCAGUGAAGACAUUGAAGCGGACAUUCAGCUUGUUACAGUCCUCUUCUUGUCCGGCAAUCCCUGUCCAUCAGAUCAUUAGUCUGGUAUCAAUGACAUCACCACGCACCUUCAGGCCACACCGAGUCUCCUCCUCACCUGCCUUUGUGGAGUUUGACAUGAGUGAGAGUGGAUAUGGUUGCCUUUUCCUGCCUUCCUUGGCUACAGUGAAAGGAGUGACUGCGGAUUCGAUAUCAACUGGUGGAAUUGGACGAGAUUGCCGGGGAUUUCCCCCAACAGCUGGUCUCUCAUUUUCCUGCUGGUUCCAGAUCAACAGGUUCAGUUCGGCCUGUGAUUCACACCCCAUCCGUCUCUUGUCAGUGGUUCGACACAUGUCCCGCACCGAACAACAGUACAUCUGCCUUUCAAUCUCCUUCUCAGCCCAUGAUGGCUGUCUGGUCAUUUCCACGGAGGAGGAAGCAUUUACGUACCUGGAUAUGAUGGAGCCAGAAGUAUGCACUCCCACUUCUUUGACUUCAUCUCUGAGAUUUCGCUGCUCAAGCAUGCUGGUCCCAGGUCAGUGGCACCAUCUGGCUGUGGUCAUGGCUAAAGACGUGAAGAAGAGCUGUCUGACCUCAGCCUACUUCAACGGCAAGGUGUUCGGGACAGGCAAGAUGAGAUAUAUUCAGCCAUUUCCUGGUCAGUAUGUCUCCAUGGACCCCACAGCUGUGAUCGAUGUGUAUGGACUGAUAGGAACACCGGCUCUCUGGAAGGAGCAUGCUGCUCUAGUGUGGCGAGUGGGUCCAGCUUACCUUUUUGAAGAGCCUCUGAGUCCUGAGGCAGUGGGUCUCAUAUACACACAAGGCACUGCCUACCAAGGCAACUUCCUGGCUCUGCGCAACAUAGAUGCUGAAUCUCCCCCACUCAGGCUUGUUCCAGAGGAGAGGAUCUCAUUUGGCAUCAACCCAGCAAUUUCUACAUUAACGACUGUUGUGCAGAUACGAGAGGAUUACAAUCAAGUGGACUGCAGACUGAUUGCUAAAGAGAUGGGGAUAACGUCUCGUGAUCACUCUACACCUGUGUUCCUUGCAAGAAACAUCAGUCAGCACUUGAGUGGUACAGCUCGCACCAUAGGAGCAGCGCUCAUUGGACAUUUUGGUGUGCGUACAUUCACUCCCUGCAGUGCAUCCAAUGAUUUCCUGUAUGUUGGUGGACCUGCAGUUGUUCUCAGUCUAGUUGCAAUGGCUCCAGAUGACAGCUCUUUGUAUGCAGCUGUUAAAGUUCUUCUCUCCGUGUUGGAGACCAACUCUGCCAUGCAAGAGGAAAUGGACCGCAUCAAUGGAUACAAGCUACUAGCUUUCCUGCUGAAGAUGAAGAAAAGUCUGAUCAGCAACAGAACUCUUCAGCUGGUUCUGUAUCUCUCCAGUUCUGUGGAGCUGAACACCGGGUCUGGUUGCUUACAAAACAUACCUGCUUUCCAAGCUCUGCUGUGUGACCUAGAGGUGUGGCAGAACACACCAGAUAAUCUGGACCUUUCAGUUUUGAACCACUUCACGGACAUUCUGAAAACCUCAAGUGAUGGCAGGAAUGCAGAAUUCAUGCAUACCAUUGGCCUGCUACCAAAGCUGCUCUUCCAGCUCUCUGAUUCCACAGUUACCUUUCGGAAAGUGAAGAUGAUUUCCUGUGUCAUCACUUCCCUCCUUAAAGCUCACUUCACUCCUCUGGACUUGAGCAGACUUGGGCUCUUUCUGGUCUCCACACUCCCUCCUCUUAGUAGCAUGGCUGAGGAGAUAUCUGAUGGUGACGUUUCACACGAUACACCAGCUCAGAGUGCCAGUCCAGUCCACCUCAUCUGCAUCCGCAACCAGCUGUUACUAUCGCUCUUCGAAAUCCUCAGCUCAGACAGCCUUCUAACCAAAGAUCAGCAGAAGUCAGCGUUCGAUGCCCUGGGCAGUGAUUGGUUCCUGCUCUUCCUUCAGCCCCACCUUCAUCCUUCUACUGUGAAACUGGGUCUCUUACUGCUCACGCAUUUCCUGUCCAAUCCGCUCCAGCAGAGCAGAUUCAGAGAAGUCACGCUCCCAGGAACACUCAUUGACGGCAUGGAAGAAGCUGUUGCUGUCAUUGACAACCUCCAAGCUCAUUCUUGGUCAUAUGAGUGUCCCAGCGCCAAGUGUCGAGGCUUUGAUGUUCUGCGGGAGCUGCUGAUCAGACACUCUCAGCUGCCUCAAGUGUAUGAAGCUCUGGCUACUUUGCUGCUGGGGGAAAAUACCAGUCACACUGCAGAUGAAAAGGUGCCUUUGGAUGAUUUUCUACAGUCCCUGAUUGACAAGCAAGGAGACACUCCUUCUCAGCAUCUCUGUGUUGAAACUGCUACAAUACUUCUGGAGUUAGUCAAAGUCAUCAUAACUAAGUCUGCUCCUCCAACAAAGCACAUGUCUGACAGUGAAGCAUUGUGGGAGUCACAGCUUCCAGCAAGUGUGAUGCAGUUCCUAUGUCUUCUCCAUAGUCGUCAGCCAAGAGACCCACUGUGGGCAUCACCAGAAUUCCUCCAUGCACUUGCUGGAGUUGUGUUCCCUCUGGACACUUCAGAGAGUGUUGGUGAGCCUUGUGUUACGAGUAAUGAUGAGGAAACAGUCAAGAGUUUUCAAACCAGGAAGCCAGUAUGUGACUUCAUCCGGAUACUGCUAAUGGACAGCCUUCUUAAUGUUUCUGCUAACAGCAGCACAUGUCCUCUGGUUCUCCUGCUUGAGUUUUCCCCUGAUGACGCUUUGCUGGAGCAGAGGCAGAUUUUCCACACUGAGCUGCUGGAGUUGAUAAUGGACAUUAUCCAGAUGCUCAGCUACGAGGAAGGAAACAACACUCAUCUCAGCUCACAAGACUCAAAUCAGAGGCCUGAAGGACAGAUGGGCAUGCUGAUGGAGAAUGUGGUUCUCUUUUGUAAGACUCUGCUGCAGAAACUUUACAGUGGAACAUUCUUGGGAGACUCUGAGAAUUUGCUCAACUUCCUUGCUGAUCAGAUUGUGGUGGCUCUGGAGAAAGGCCAAACUCAGAAGGAGAGGACAGUGUCAGCCCUCUACUCGUGCACCAAUGAAGUCCUGCUAUAUUUCUUGUCUCAACCACGGCAGUUGGAAGAAGAAAAGCUAAGGGUCAUUAGGGUGUUACAGACGCUCAUGGAACGCUGGGAUGUUGUCAUGGCAACUUACAAUGCAAACGUGAGCUUCGUCACGUGCCUUCUUCAUUGUCUGUUAUUGAUACGAUCUGGCAGCUACCUUGAAGGUUUUGGAUGUCUGGUGCAAAAAGUACACAAGAGAAAGGCUUCAACCCACCUGUUUGCUCGCAAAUCCAAACAUCUUGCACGCCUCAGUAACAGACGAAAAACGACCACAGAUCACGGAGAACUAGUGUCUUUGGUGGAGGCCUGCUGGUCAAAGGUCUUGGUGGAGAGACAACACUCACUCGAAGAAACCUAUAAGUUAGAGAUCUCGGCAACAAACAGGACAGCGAUGGGGUCAGUCAGCAUGAAAGAUAUCAGCCCUCUCUGGGAGGAGACGGCGCUCAAAGCGUGGCUGCUGCACACAGAGGGUCAGAGGAAGAGGGUGGCCAGCAGCCCUCAGAAGAAGAUCAGCAGUGUUGUUCGCUCAGCUUUGAGCAAACCAAGCAAAGAGUCACUCACAGUAAAGGAGUUUCUGUCCUGCAUGGAGUCACAUCAACACAGAGGCCACAUCUUGUUUGAGAAAAUGAGAACAAACUACUUACAGUUACAAGCCACCGAGUGGGAGCGAGUCAGCUCCAAGUGGCUGCGUGUGGAAGCAGAGUUGCUGAGGGAGAGAGCUUUGUUCGGCCCUGGACCAGGAGUGCUGCUGAGCCGAGACUGGGUGCAAGAAGCUGCUGAAGGACCCAACCGGACCAGGUUACGCAUCCGCAGAAAGGCCUUAAGACGAUCCAGACAGGUACUAGGAAAAUUGUGUCUGGGUUUGAGGACUGGCACAUCAGAGGAGAACAACAAUAAAACAGAUGGUGACACAGAGCCCAAGAUCCUGUUGGAAGUUGGCACUGAAGCAAAAGAGGAUGAAGAGGAGGGAGGAAAGGACUGUCUGACCUUCUUUCCUGUUUUAAACGAAACACCUGCUUUAACUGAGAGUCCACCUGGCUCUAUGACCCCCAUACCCUGCUCCCAACGACAAGACUGCCCCGACAUACGCAUAAUCCUGCAGGAAUUGCACCCUGGAGAAGAGGUAAAGGCAAAGAUGUGUGUAGUGAUGGUGAGUGGCCUCGGAGUGACAGAGGGGGUGCUGCUGUUUGGAAAAGAAAGCCUGUUCUUGUGUGAAGGGUUCACUCUCAGUCCAAGUGGAGACAUUUGCUGCAGGAAACACCAACCCAGCAGUGUGAAGGAGUCCUUCAUCUCCACCAUGCUGAGUAAAGAGCUGCCAUCAGCCAGCUGUAGACGCUGGCUAUAUGAUGAUAUCAAGGAGGCGCGCUUCAUGCGUUUCCUUUUGGAGGACAAUGCUAUCGAGGUUUUUAUGAAGAGCGGACACUCAGCCUUCCUGGUAUUCCUGAAUAAAGACCAUGUCUCUGCAUAUAAAAGGCUGUGCACAGUAGUGUCAGCAUUAAAAGGCAGAGGGACUGCUGAGAUUAUCGCUAAUGCCAGAAAGACUCCAGUGGUUGAAAAGGCAGCUCUUGUUAAAUGGCAGAAAGGGGAAAUAAGUAACUUUGAGUACUUGAUGCAUCUGAACACCAUCGCGGGGAGGACAUACAAUGACCUGAUGCAGUAUCCAGUGUUCCCCUGGGUCUUAGCUGACUACCAGUCAGAGACUCUCGAUCUGUCAAAUCCUGCAACGUUUCGGGAUCUGUCUAAACCGAUGGGAGCUCAGACGGAGAAAAGGAAACAGAGGUUCAUCCAGAGAUACGAAGAGGUGGAGAACAGCGAGUGUGAAGGAGAUAUGUCAGCACAAUGCCACUACUGCACCCACUACUCCUCAGCCAUCAUCGUGGCCUCCUUCCUUGUCAGAAUAGAGCCGUUUUCACAGACUUUUCAGGCUCUGCAGGGAGGCUUUGAUAUCGCAGAGCGGAUGUUUUACAGCGUGAAGAAGGAGUGGGAGUCGGCCUCCAGAGACAACAUGGGGGAUGUCAGAGAACUGAUCCCAGAGUUCUUCUACCUGCCUGACUUCCUGCUCAACUCUAACAACAUCCAGCUAGGCUGCAUGGAGGAUGGUACUGCUCUGGGAGAUGUGGAGCUGCCUCUAUGGGCGAAAGGUGACCCUCAGGAGUUCAUUAGAAUCCAUCGAGAGGCCUUGGAAAGUGACUAUGUGAGUUCCCACCUCCACCAGUGGAUCGACCUCAUUUUUGGGUUUCGGCAACAAGGUCCAGCUGCCGUUGAAAGCGUCAACACUUUCCAUCCUUACUUCUACAUCCAGAGAGGCCGACAGAAUCCUAAAGAUCCCCUCAUAAGGAGCACAAUAUUGGGAUACGUCAGCAACUUUGGCCAAGUUCCCAAACAGCUUUUCACCAAAGCACAUCCACCUCGCUUCGGCUCUAAGAAAGACGGAUCAUCAACACCUCAUCCGACUCCAUUUUUCUUUAGACUGGACACACUGAAGACCACGACUCAGCCAUUCAGAGAGCUAUCGAGGGGCCCAGUAGGUCAAAUACUGUGUCUGGAAAAAGAGGUCUUGGUGCUGGAGAAGAGCCGUCUCCUCCUGUCGCCUCUGUCAACCUGCUUCUUCAGCUGGGGUUUCCCUGACAACAGCUGUGCCUUUGGAAACUAUGUCACAGAGAAGACCUUUGCGGUGUGUGAGAGUUUAUGUGACUGGGGCACGACGCUGUGCGCAGCCUGUCCUAACUCGAUGACCGUCAUCACUGCAGGAACCAGCACCGUGGUGUGUGUGUGGGAUGUAACAGUCAACAAGGAUAAACUCACACACAUGAAACUUAGACAGCCAUUAUACGGUCACACAGAUUCAGUGACGUGUCUGGCAGUGUCGGAGGUCCACAACAUGAUUGUGAGCGGCUCCCGUGACCUCACCUGUAUUCUGUGGGACAUGGAGGAGCUCAGCUAUAUCACCCAGUUAGCAGGUCACACAACCAGCGUCUCUGCACUGGCUAUCAAUGAACUCACUGGUGAGAUUGCGUCAUGUGCGGGACCUGUGCUCUACUUGUGGACCAUGAAGGGUCAGCUGCUGAGCUGCACUGACACUUCCCUUGAGCCUCGGACAGACAUCCUGUGUGUAAGCUUCAGUCAGCGUCAUGAAUGGGACUCGAGGAACGUCAUUGUUACUGGCUGUGCUGACGGCAUCAUACAGAUAUGGAAGACGGAGUACACCAGAACACAAUUACCUGGCCCUCCAGAAGAGCCUGUGUCCCCAGGGCAUGACCGAGUGGAGAGAGACGUGAGUGGCCUGCUCCCGGAUAAAGGCUGGAAAAGACAUCUGGUGUUGUGUCGAGAGCUAAACAGAAGUCGAACAGUGUCACAACGCCACUGCAAUAAAAAUCCAGCCAUCACAGCUCUGGCCAUGUCCAGGAGCCAUGCUACUUUGUUAGCAGGCGAUGCCUGGGGCAGAGUUUUCACCUGGACCUGUGAGUGAUAUGAAGCAACAUUUCUAUUGACCGUAUAUCCUGAAAGAGAGGGAGAGAGACGUGACACAGAGAAUUCAUCUUACAUCAGCUGAGAAUGAGAACUGCUGUAUAUUAGCUUCCCUGAAUUAUCCAAGCGGAACGUUACAAUAUUUUGUACAUCCACGUUUCAGACAUUGUAUUGUUUUUUUUGUGUGUAUAUACUGAAUUUUCACCCAUUUGAAUUAAAUUCUUGAUGGCCA